Peniophora sp. CBMAI 1063 is the source of this 450-nucleotide messenger RNA. NCBI's taxonomy places the organism in Eukaryota, Fungi, Basidiomycota, Agaricomycetes, Russulales, Peniophoraceae. The record is from the annotation of a GenBank genome assembly.
AUGUUGAAUGCUGAGGCUGAUGAAGUUUCUCACGACACCCUUUCAAAGUAUAAAGACUGCACAACCCAUCUCUACAAUCUGAUCACGGGUCGAGGCUGGGACACGUCAAAGCCACUGGACCACAGGUGCCUGUUUAUGCUUGUGUGGUCAUACACUCUCAUGAUUGUCUGUCUUGUCCUCCUGCUGGGGCAUACCAAAACUGGCGGUAACACCCAGGAUGCCCACGAGCACCUGAACGGCGGCAAGUUGCACCGCUUCAAGUGGCAGAAGCGCAAGGUCGGCACUAUCCUCCUCAAAAUGCUGCGUUACAAGCCGGGCCAUCAAGAGAUCUUUGAACCGUAUACCGUGUGCUUCAGUGGGGCCCUGCGCGUCUCGUACGAAGACUACAUGUGCAUCCAGAUGGACAAUUUGGGUGUUCUUGAGUGGGUGGAUGAUGAAGCUUGUGAGUAA